UGCGCAGCUUGAAUUACAUUACAGAAUUGAAACGUCAUACUCUGUACCAGAAAGUAGUGCAGUGUUUAGUGCGUUUUCGUGAUAAAAAUAAGGAGAUAAGGAUUUGAAAGUUUGAUUUCAAUUUAGAUAAUAUUAAUAUUUCACAAUAACGAGUAAAUUAGGUGACCAUCCUAUCCACUUUUGCGAUUUUCAGGUAUCCCUGGAACCAUGGACGAAGACAAUAAAAGCUCGACCGUUGUAGAAACACCGAUACAGCAAAUCUCCGCGCAAACGGAGAGCAACGGUUUGGAGGAGUCGUCAGCACAACAGACCCAUCAAUGGAUGUACCCAUAUGGGAUGUCGGUGUAUGGACAAUACCCUGGUUACACCGAGGGUUACAACCAUCCAUCGUACGCUCACUAUUAUCAGUAUUAUUCACAAGUAGGAUAUGGACCGUACAUGAGUUUUAAUAGCAAAUCAGACGAGUUAGACGGAAAGAAAAUUUCGGACAGUGACGAUGGGAAGAUAAAUCCCCCUCUACCGCCAGGUCCUCCGCCACCUACCACCGCGCCAACUCCAACUCCUUUCAUAAGCAAACCCCCAAUUUACAACCCCCCGAAACCAUUCGGUAACAUUAGGUUUAGUUUUAACAACAAACGACAUGCCAAUGACAAUACCCCACAAACCAAUUCGCUAACCAGCGGGGCCGCCAAGAAGAAACGUAAACGUAACAAAAUCAAUCAAAACUUAUUCAAUCAGCAAAACAACUUUUACAAUAAUUACAACUUGCCCCCGCUUCCUCCAUCUGAAAACCAACAAACGAAACCGACACCUCCUCCACCCGAAAUUAUGCCUCCAUUACCGCCAGUGCCUCCGCCAGACACGUCGGUACCUCCCCCGCCUCUACCCUCAGAACCGGCGAAACCCAUCAUAAUGAAACCAAAACCGAACGCCUUCAACAAUCCGACGGACGACUGGCCUCAGGAUCUCAAGGACUACGUCAAUCGCUGCUACGCAAAGUGCAAGACGAACAUCGACAAGGACCAGGUCGACAUCGUACUGAAGGGGAAAAUAACGCAGGCCGCAUCGUCGGGCGAAUUAUGGGUAAAAGAUUGGUCUAAAGAGCCUUUGCCGAGUAUACAUAGCGAACGUAUGAAUUUAGUUCCGAAAAAAUUACCCGACCAAUUAUCUCACUAUCAGAAUGUGCCGAAGAAAGGUAUCUCCGUCGCUAUGGGCGCCCGACUGGGCGCGAGAGCGUCGACGUUACGCGGAAACAGUCGGUCGUCUUCAAGUUCCAGGUCGUCAUCACGGUCCCCGACGAAUAAUUAUAAGAAGUCGAAUUCAAGGAGUCCGCACAGGCGGAGGUCUUCCAGUUCACCGUUGAGCGACGAGAAUUAUAGGUCCAUAACGAAAACGCCGAAGAACAAGGGGAGGGGUAAAUUAAUUGAUAGACUGGGCGUGACCAAAAAACAAACUGCAAAACAGCUCAAAAGGCAAAAGAUGAAGGAGAAGAAACAGUUCUAUACGGAGUUCGGCGUGUCCGUCGAAGAAAACUCCGAGGUGCUCCAACAGAGAGCGGCACGGUUUAGUUCGGGCCCGAAGGCGCCCGCGGACGCGAACGUUACUAUUUUCAAUGGUAACGGGAAGAAAAAGAGGACGAUGUUCGCCGAUAGCUUUAAUAAUAAAUUUAUAGAAGAUCCGAACGGCGACUUUGACUGGACAGAAUUUCACAUUGUGGGUACUUGUCAGGACGUCGAAAAGUCGUUCCUGCGACUAACUAAGGCCCCCGAAGCUUGUGAAGUACGUCCAGUCGAAGUCCUCAAAUUGUCCUUACAGAAUGUUAAAGCGAAGUGGAUCGAGAAGCAGGACUAUUUUUACGCCUGCGAUCAGCUCAAAUCGAUCAGGCAGGAUUUGACGGUUCAAGGUAUAAGAGACCGGUUCACCGUCGAGGUGUACGAGACGCACGCGCGCAUUGCGUUAGAGAAAGGGGACCACGAGGAGUUUAAUCAGUGCCAAACGCAACUCAAAAUGUUAUAUUCAGAAGUCGGAGGCGCGCAUCGUAACGAAUUUACGGCGUACCGGUUACUGUACUAUAUUUUUACCAAGAACACUUUAGAUAUUAUGACGAUGAUGAAGACUCUUUCGCCCGAGGAAAGGCGGGACGAAACAAUCGCGUUUACGUUAAGGUUAAGAUCUGCGUGGAGUUUAGGCAAUUUUCACAGGUUCUUUAGGCUAUACGGAGAGGCUCCGUGCAUGACCGGAUACGUCAUGGAUUGGUUUACGCAGCGGGAACGAAUAAAUUAUUUUAAGGCCUUACUGAAAAGUUACCGACCGCAUAUUUCCGUGAGCAAUGUGACCCAAGAGUUGGCAUUCAAAACUGAGGAGGAAUGUUUAGGCUUUCUUGACACUUUCGGGCUCACUUUUACGGACGUCGACCGAACUUUAAUUGAUUGUAAGGCGAGCAUGGCCGUUUUACCCAGCAUCUGAGUUCCGGCCUAAUUAUUGUCUUCUUAAUUCUCCAUCUCACGUUUGCCUACCAUCGAAAUUCUUCCUCUAAUCUCGCAGAGUUAACGAGGAAUGCGCCACACUUCUCAUUUUAUCUCUUUGCCAAUCAAAGCGAAAUCCUUGAUUGCAAUUCAAAUGAUCUCGUAAAAGACUUGUUGUUGUUAUAUAUAAUUUAUAUGUUGAAGUUCUCCAGAUGUGAAGUGCUCCAGAAUCAAUUACGACAAGCGAUUCGGAAGUGUUAGAAUAUAUUAUUUAUAAUACCUUUGAAAAACUGGUAUGGCGGAGUACCUACCCACUAAUGGUAAAGACCAUUUUGUUUAUCGAGGGUUGUACAAAGUACAUCCUUACAUAUAUGUAAAUAAUUGUAUAUAGUGUUAAAUUAAAGCGAUUUUUAUUAAAUUAAAUUUUUAUUA
Molecule: messenger RNA, 2897 nt
Organism: Photinus pyralis (common eastern firefly)
Lineage: Eukaryota; Metazoa; Arthropoda; Insecta; Coleoptera; Lampyridae
Product: leukocyte receptor cluster member 8 homolog
Exons: 6
Coding region: 208-2466 (752 amino acids)
Cellular component (GO): nucleus
Source: RefSeq, a predicted model, not a curated record